AUUUUUUGGGAGCUCGAGUGCCGGGAGCUCUCCGGGAGGGAGUCUCGACACGCUUGCAUAGGCCUGCAAUUGCCGUUGGAAACAGCCGCACACGACACGCAACGCGGAUUGAGCUGCGAGAGGCGUGCUGCAUCGCUGGCACAAGGCAACCCCAAAUCGAGAAAAAAAAGAAGCAGCGGCGGAGCGAUGCCGGACUCCGACCGGCCCUCGCUCGAAGCACAGAUUGAUGACGACGAGGCCUGGCUCGCGGCCAACGACGACGACGACUGGGACGCGCCCGCGGCGCCGCCCGCGCCCGCCGCCGCCCCGGAGCCGGCGCCCGCUGCAGAGGCAGCGCCGGCGCCGGCCGCCGAGCCGCCACAGGAGAGCACGACGGAGGCGCAGCGCACGGUCGACACGACGCUCGCCGCGGCCCAGGUCUGCGUCUACGACCUCGAGGGCGAUUCCUGGCGGCCGCUCGCGGGUGGGCGGUGGGUCGAUCUCUGUCUAGUAGAAGAGCGAGAUUCUGGGCAACUGAGGGUGGCGGCGCCGGACCCGGAAGGAGAUGAACUGGCCGUCGCGUUCGAUCUAGAAAGGGACGCGACGCUAGCGUUGCACGAGGUCCAAGGCAAGCCGUCGUCCUUCGCGGAACUCGCGCGAGGGUCGGCGACGGACGACGCCGUGCUCGGGUUGAGGUUCGUGGACGCGACGGCAGCCCAAGCUUUUGACCGAGCUCUCCAGAGCGCUCUGAGACGAGUGUCGUCGUGCGCGCCGCCCCAAGAGCUGCUCGACGGCGUCGAACCGAGAACCUCCUUCGACACGGCCCUCAAACAACUCAAGGCCAUGGGCUUCGACGAAACGUCUAUUAGGAGGGCCCACGGCGCGCUGCAGGUGGCCGACGCUGGGUUGCUCGCGGAAUGGAUGCUCGAACGACCUGAGAACGAGGUAACAGAAGCGCAGCCGCCGUCGAACUUAUCGAAGCGGCAGGUCUCGGAUAUCCCUUGGGACGACGUCGAAGCAUCCGCUCUGAGAAUACUGGCGCAGUCGCAAAAUUCACCCAUACCAGAACGACUGAAGCACGCCUCGAAGGCCGCCACGGAUACCGUGCGACGGUCCCUAGGGCCGAAUGGCGACGACGCCUGGUGGGACUCGACGCGCAAGGCCGCGGAGAAAGUUUUACAAACACGCUUCGACGCCGGCGCGACGUCUCGCGGGGCCGCGCACGCCGUGUUUUCUCAUCUACGGGAAGUUUUGGACGCAAUCGCCGUCGAAGACCAACCGAUGUCGCCCCUGACCGAUGAUGCGGGUGUCGAGGAGGAAAAGAACGAAGAGUCGCCGGAGCGGCAGCUGGCGUCGCCGGGCGCCUCGCGACGCGUAUCGAUGGCGUCUCCGGUUGUAUCGCCGGCGCCGGCGCCUGCUCCGAGACGACGGGGCACGCUCGGUCUCGACGGGAACACGCCCGUCAAACCGCCGCCGCAAAAACGGAAAUCUUUGGCGGGUCGACUCGCGGCGAUGUUCAAGAGUCCGGCCAAGGAGAAGAAGAAGACGUCCCGGGCGCCCUUGCCCGCCGUGCCGACGCCUCCAUCAAUAAGGGCGGCGCGACGCGCGGGAUUACCACCUCCUCCUCCCAGAGGUGGGUCGGACCGCACGCUGUCGUUGCAACCUUUUAGUCCUUCUGAUUUCGCUCCGAAACGCAUUGUCGGACGAGGCGCGUUCGGCGUUGUGGUCGUAGCCGAACGUAAAAGUGACAGAGGCGCUCGCGAUAGAGUGAGAUACGCUAUAAAAGUCAUCGACAAGGCGUCGUUACGAGGUGCGCGAGCGAGAGCGUUAGCACGCAUCGAGCGAGAUGUGCUCGACUUACUAGCUCACAGACGCGCCCCGUUCGUCGCCAAAUUACGGUGUGCCUUCCAGUCGAUGGAGCGGCUGUACCUAGCCAUGGACUAUUACCCGGCGGGAUCGUUGGAUGCGGUGUUAGCUUCUAGGUCCUUCCGACGAAGUGACGCGAGACAGGCCGCCCAGAAAGUCGGCGCGGAGCUCGCCGCGGCAUUGACGCAGAUCCAUGCGUUCCGCGUCGUGCACCGUGAUGUCAAGCCAAGCAAUGUUUUAGUGGACCAGCGGGGCCAUGUCCGUUUGUCGGACUUUGGCUUGGCUACUAGGUUGCCCGCCGCCGGUUCGCGACAGCAGAAACGGUCCUUCGCCGGCACGGUGCAGUACGCCGCUCCUGAACUACUCCUCAAGCAACACACGACUUUUGGCGCCGAGAUCGACUGCUGGGCCCUCGGGUGUUUACUCUUUGAGUUGCUGUCGGGCAGACCGCCGCAUGAUGCCCCUACAGCAAGGGAGACCUUCGCGUCGAUUGUGGGGAAUAAACAACCAAAUUGGCCGUCCGGGAACGACGUCUCCGAUGUUUCUAUUAUUACUCUCAAAAAAAUGUUAGAAAGGAACCCUGACAAAAGACUACGAGCGGCGGACUGCCACGCGGCGCCCUGGUUCGCUUCACUAAAUUUCUCGGCGUUGGAUGUGGACGCCGGGCCUUUAGCAGCAAUAGCCACGGUCAUCGCCGAGUGCAAUUCCCUGGAGGAGCACGACGGCGAGGAUUUGGACGCCUUGUUCAGAGAUGAUAGAUUAUCAAUGCGCGGGAGCGGGGACGCGUUCGCGGGCUUUGGGCGGCCGGAGUCGGAGUUCUCGCGGCGGCCGCCUGGUAGAUAAGUAUGUAGUACACAA
Pelagomonas calceolata is the source of this 2703-nucleotide messenger RNA. The record is from the annotation of a GenBank genome assembly. Lineage: Eukaryota; Pelagophyceae; Pelagomonadales; Pelagomonadaceae.